GUGUGUGCCAAAUUAUAGGAACUACACUACACUACAGUAGUGGCCACGGAGGCACAGCGUUCGAGAGGCCACGUUCGCGAGGGAUACCCGGGACAACCGCUGGGCAGCCUCCUGACGGGUCGCGCUCCUGCGGGCGCUGGUGACCAAGGUGUCCGUGUCCUGCCCGGUACCUGGCCGGUUCCUGCCUGCUUCUUUCCUGCGCUUGCUGGUUCGGAUCCGGUCUGCCUGCCUGAACGCGUGGUCCACCACCACUCACCCUGCUGCUCACCUAGCCACGCCGCUACGUCCCGUCUAUCUGCUGAGACGGUUGACCGUCGGCCUGCUGUGCUGCAGACGUUUACCCGGGACGUGAGCAGGACGUCAACGAAUCACACUGCUGUCUUGCCGACCUUGUCGGCGUGUUUUUCAUGGUGGAGCUACCGCUUGUAUUGGACGGUGAUGCUAAGCGCAAGCUUCAUCACUAAGGUCUGGAUGAUGGUGGACGUUGUCACGACUAUACCGAACACUCCAGUGGACGGGCCUGAACCUGUACCAGAAACCUUUGUACCGACAGCCGUGUGGAUAGUGUUGUCAUUUGUGGGAACAGCAUCCGACUGCUUCAUCGGCGCUCUCCCAUACUUUGACGCCCAGUGCUGCCUCUCCACGCACGCUGGGAUCGUUACCGUUGCGGCCGCACUGGUGACCUGUGGCAUCUACAGUGCGGACUCCCUCGUCAAUAAGAUCUUUGGUCCGAACCUGCCGGCCCAUUACCAGAUGGAGUGGAUACGGCUGCCCAGCAGUAGCCGUUCUCAUGGUCUUGGCCGUGGUCUGCCGCGAACUGUUCUAGUUGGGGGCUGCGUUGUACGGGGGCCUGGGCGCAUUUGCUGCAUUCCUUCAUCUUGCGUUUGCGUGCUGCGAAAUCGCCUUCAGCCUUUGCAACGCCGUGUUCUACGUGUCCUACACGUUGCCCAUUCUGUGGGUGUCUUGGUGGAAUCAGUAGAUGUCCAGCCAUAUUCACCUCAUUUAUUUAUUUAUUUAUUUAUUUAAUGUUAUUUAUUUAUUUAAAGUUUAUUGUAGCUUAAGAACUGGCUUGUUUGUUCCUUCCUUUGAUGCACACACACAGUGUCUUUGUAUUACAGUCGAACCUCGAUAUAUCGAACGGGACGGCGAUCGCAAAAUAGUUCGAUAUAUCCAGAAUUCUAUGUAAAAAGUCACGUAAAAAAUGCGUCAAGAACUUGUGGAAAACAACCAACGAACCAGUCGUGGUGCAGUAAAUACUCACUUGAAGAUUCAAACAAAGUAUUUAUUGUGUUUGCUUAAAAUACUGAAAAAGAGUAGCCUGCUUUUUGUUGGCAGUGGCGUGCUUGACGACUGCGUCCUCAACAUAGUCCAGGCGAUCCACAAGUGAAAGGCCGGUGCCUUCAAUCGUGCUGCAGUGGCGGCGCACAAGGGCCAAAGCGGCUACGACCUCAGCUGAUGUCGGGAGCGGGGCACCAUCAGCGCUUGCGGGAUCCACCUCGGCAGCAUCUUCAUUCGGCUGCUCAGCGGUAGCUUCGGCGACGAUCUCUACAUCCGUUAGCUCCGCCGUUGUACCAGUGCUGUCGUCACCUCCAACGAAGUCUUCGAUGCACAUGCUUUGCGGCUCCGCACCAACAAAGCUCUCCGGCUUGCUCCACGUUUCGGCGAGCUCGCUUUCUUCAUCUGCGCAUGCCAACCCAGCUUCCUCGGAUUCUUCCACUGAUGCCUCGUCAGUGCGGCCACCGAAGCCCGCAUGCCGAAAGCAGUUGGCUAUCGUCGACUGCUUGACGUUUUCCCUUGA
Rhipicephalus sanguineus (brown dog tick) is the source of this 1798-nucleotide messenger RNA. RefSeq lists its product as uncharacterized. The transcript is spliced from 4 exons. Bases 439 to 1026 code for a protein of 195 amino acids. The record is from RefSeq and is a predicted model, not a curated record. NCBI's taxonomy places the organism in Eukaryota, Metazoa, Arthropoda, Arachnida, Ixodida, Ixodidae.